Apaloderma vittatum (bar-tailed trogon) is the source of this 1207-nucleotide messenger RNA. RefSeq names its product v-crk avian sarcoma virus CT10 oncogene homolog-like (gene CRKL). Lineage: Eukaryota; Metazoa; Chordata; Aves; Trogoniformes; Trogonidae. The record is from RefSeq and is a predicted model, not a curated record. The transcript has 2 exons. Gene Ontology annotation, molecular function: protein binding. The annotation marks the transcript as partial. Gene Ontology annotation, biological process: positive regulation of ERK1 and ERK2 cascade.
GUAUCCAAGCCCACCAAUGGGAUCUGGAUCUGCCCCUGCUCUGUCCACUGCAGAAGAAAAUGUGGAGUAUGUUCGGACUCUCUAUGACUUUCCUGGCAACGACGCUGAGGAUCUUCCAUUUAAAAAGGGCGAGAUACUGGUAAUUGUAGAGAAGCCCGAAGAACAGUGGUGGAGCGCCAGAAACAAGGAUGGUCGGAUUGGGAUGAUUCCUGUUCCUUAUGUAGAAAAGCUAGUCAGAUCUACUCAUGGCAAGCAUGGAAACAGGAAUUCCAACAGUUACGGGAUUCCAGAACCUGCCCACGCGUAUGCUCAGCCUCAAACCGCAAGUCCCCUUCCCUCAGUGUCCAGUACACCUGGAGCAGUGAUCAAUCCUCUGCCAUCCACACAGAACGGACCAGUCUAUGCCAAAGCUAUCCAAAAGAGAGUACCCUGUGCUUAUGACAAGACUGCGCUGGCAUUAGAGGUUGGAGAUAUUGUGAAGGUUACAAGGAUGAACAUAAACGGUCAGUGGGAAGGCGAAGUCAACGGUCGAAAAGGGCUCUUCCCAUUCACACACGUCAAAAUAUUUGACCCUCAAAACCCAGAUGAGAACGAAUGAUUCCCUCUGCCCGAUUUACACUGCUGCUUCAUUUUCCUGGCUAUCAUUAGCAUUGUUUGAGGUGGGAUGAUGACUUAAUGGCACAUUGCUAGCAUUGCCCAUUUUCCAGCUUGCUGCAGUUUGACGGUUCUUUUAAUAUACAUUUGGAAUACAUACAACUGAAGUCACUGCCUGACCUUCAUACCAUAGUUGUGUCAUCCAGAAUUUAGUUUCACUUUUAAAACUCUAUUGGGCCUUAAGCUGGAGAAGACUGAACCAGUAUAUAGCAGAGAAGUACGGGAAGAAAACCUUUCCUCUUGACUUCCAUGGACUUUUUCUGGCUUGCUCAUUAGGAAAAGCCCUAAUCUUAGAUCAAACAUGCAACUUGUGCAUUACUGUCCAAGAAAAAGCAACAACAAAAAUGCAAUUUUAGGACUGAAGAGGACUUAGUUUUAAGAGAACCUGUCCUAAGUUAGUACAUUUAAAAUGAUGGUCUCUUUAGAGGACAAUAAUUGAAGCUUACGUAUUCUAAGCAGUUGUAUUAGAAGCUGCUCUUUUCUGUUAACUCUUAAGCUUGUUGUUGACCUUCAUGAAACGAGUGUGUGUUAAAUGCAAAUAACCAUUGAUUGA